AUGGCUAACCAUGAGUUGAUACUUGGGCAAAGUCACAAUUUAGCACUUGGGCAAAAUCAGCAGGUACUGGGCCACAAUCAUAACCUAGGCCUUGGGCAAAAUCAUGAGUUUGAGAUGGGACAAGCCGACAAUCAUCAUUUAGGUUUGGGACAGGCCAACGAGCAUCAUUUGGGUUUGGGGCAGGCUCAUGACCAUGACCUGGGAUUAGGGCAUGCUCAUGACCAUGAAUUGGGUUUAGGACAGAGCCAUGAGCAAGAAGGGGAUGAUGGUCACAGCUACGGGCAUGGGGAUGAGUUAGGUAUGGAUCGUAAACCUAAUCAUGAUGACCAUGAGUUGGCUCUUCAUCCUCAGAACCAUGAGUUGGGUUUAGUAGAGAACAAUGAGCUGGCUGUCUCAGAGGACCAAGAACUUGAUGAAAAUUUGGAACUAUCUAUGGAUCAUAAUCAUGAAAUGGGGAUAGAAUCUGCCCAUGAUAUGAGUGUCCAGGAAUCCCAGCUUGUACUCAGCUCCAGUCCUGUAAUUCAAGCCCGUAUGGCGAUUGUAAAUCCCAAUUAUGAAUUGGCAGUGGGGCAAGAGUUCCCUGAUGUCAAGAGUUGCCGGAGGGCUCUAAGGGAUACAGCCAUUGCCUUGCACUUUGAAAUGCAGACUAUUAAAUCUGACAAGACUCGCUUCACUGCCAAAUGUGCCAGUGAGGGAUGCCCAUGGCGCAUUCAUGCUGCAAAACUCCCAGGAGUUCCAACUUUCACAAUCAGGACCAUCCAAGAGAAUCAUACAUGUGGAGGAAUUUCUCAUCUUGGCCAUCAGCAAGCCUCAGUUCAGUGGGUUGCAAAUUCUGUGGAGCAACGGCUUAGAGAGAACCCUAAUUAUAAGCCAAAGGAGAUACUGGAGGAGAUUCAUCGAGUUCAUGGUAUCACCUUAUCAUACAAGCAAGCUUGGCGAGGAAAGGAGCGUAUCAUGGCUGCAAUGCGUGGAUCGUUUGAAGAAGGAUAUCGCUUGCUUCCACAAUAUUGUGAACAGCUUAAACGGACAAACCCAGGGAGUAUUGCGUCUGUUUAUGGAAACCCGAAUGAUAACUGCUUCCAGCGUCUCUUCAUAUCAUUUCAGGCAUCAAUUUAUGGUUUCCUGAAUGCUUGUCGGCCCCUCCUUGGGCUUGAUAGGACAUAUUUGAAAAGUAAGUAUCUAGGUACUUUGCUUCUUGCGACCGGUUUCGAUGGUGAUGGUGCUCUCUUUCCUCUGGCAUUUGGGGUUGUUGACGAGGAGAGUGAUGAUAAUUGGAUGUGGUUUCUUUCUGAACUUCAUAAUCUGCUUGAGAUUAAUACAGAAAACAUGCCUAGGCUUACAAUUUUGUCAGACAGGCAGAAGGGCAUUGUAGAUGGAGUUGAAGCAAAUUUUCCUACUGCUUUUCAUGGCUUUUGCAUGCGUCAUUUGAGUGAUAGCUUCCGCAAGGAGUUUAAUAAUACAAUGCUUGUUAAUCUUUUAUGGGAAGCUGCUCAUGUUCUCACUGUAAUUGAAUUUGAAGCAAAAAUAUUAGAGAUUGAAGAGAUAUCACAAGAUGCUGCAUAUUGGAUUAGAAGAAUUCCAGCUCGCUUGUGGGCUACUGCUUACUUUGAGGGAACACGGUUUGGGCAUUUGACAGCUAACAUUGUUGAAUCGCUAAAUACUUGGAUAUUGGAGGCGUCGGGGCUUCCAAUAAUUCAGAUGAUGGAAUUCAUUAGAAGGCAGCUAAUGACUUGGUUCAAUGAGCGUCGAGAGACCAGUAUGCAGUGGACAUCGAUUCUUGUGCCUAGUGCAGAGAGGCGCGUUGCGGAGGCUGAAGAGCGUGCACGCACUUUUCAGGUCCUUCGUGCUAAUGAAGCUGAAUUUGAAGUUAUAUCUCAUGAAGGGACGAAUGUUGUGGACAUUCGGAACCGUUGCUGCCUUUGUCGGGGCUGGCAGCUUUAUGGUUUGCCAUGCGCACACGCUGUUGCAGCACUUAAAUCGUGCAGGCAGCAAGUCAAUCGAUUCACUGAGAGUUGUUUCACAGUUACCACCUAUCGAAAGACAUACUCACAAACAAUACAUCCUAUUCCAGACAAAUCCCUUUGGAUGGAGUUAUCUGAUGGAGAUCCAAAUGCAAGCAACGCUGCUGAGGUUCUCAUCAACCCACCUAAGUCACUCCGCCCACCAGGAAGACCAAGGAAGAAGCGUGUUCGAGCUGAAGACCGUGGCCGUGUGAAGCGAGUUGUGCAUUGUAGUCGGUGCAAUCAAACAGGCCACUUUAGAACAACGUGUGCAGCCCCCAUAUAA
Prunus armeniaca (apricot) is the source of this 2286-nucleotide messenger RNA. The record is from the annotation of a GenBank genome assembly. Lineage: Eukaryota; Viridiplantae; Streptophyta; Magnoliopsida; Rosales; Rosaceae.